GCCACGCCAUUUCAUUCCAAACCUCCGCCGCGCGCGCACGUACCGACAUGGCCUCCACCGGACCCGCCCGAGUGCUCCUGCACAUUCUAAACAUCAUAAUCACCGUGCUUAGCGUAGCUGUCGCCUGCGCUUCGAUAUGGUUCUUCGUUCAAGUGAAUGACUUCACCAACCUACGCAACAAGAAUCAUUACCUCCUGGAUUACAACGUGUACUGGCCACAGAUUAUCCCGUGGCUUUUCUUCGUAGUGUCUCUGCUUGUGAUUUGUGUUGUGUCCUGUGGAUUUGCCGGUACAAGGAAAGGCCGUAAAGGAUUGCUCUUCAUGUACAUGGUCAGUUUUGGUGUUGUGGCAGUGCUGAUGAUCACAGUGGCGGUCUUAGCGUUCGUGUUUACAAACCACAAGCAAACAGAUGACUUUGUUAAAGACACAGUGUGGGACGCGUACGUGCAAACGAAAAACGACCCUGACGUAGCCAACUCCUUUGCAUUGAUAGAGCGCAAAUUGCAUUGCUGUGGUGCUGACGGCCCUCGAGACUACAAGAACUGGAGGGUGGACCUACCCCAGUCAUGCUGCGACACCUAUUACCACGGGUGGCUGUCGUCUUACCCAAUCGAGUGCGACUUCACGAAUAAACUGGCCAAUGAGAGGCACGGAUGCAGUCAGGUGGCCAUGCAGUACACCAAGAUCGUGAUCAUGGUAUUGGCUGCUGUGUGUAUCCUCAUAGCGAUCCUUGGCUUCGUCUGCAUCGCGGUAGCUGCUGGUCUGUCGAAGGCCUUGAGAAGGAAGAACAGAGUGAUGGCCGCGAAGCUCGAAUCCGAAAGUGAAAAAGUGUUGAUCUAAAUGAACGUGAACUGUAAAGACAUUUGUGAUUGCAAUUUUUCGUGAUUCCCUUCGCCCGGUCAGGGCAGUGUAGGGGGAAUCUAGAAGUUUAAUUCUAAGUAUGUGUGUACAAAGAGUGAUUACUGAUUGUCCAGUAAGUUAUGAGUUCGUUAGGGACUUUGAAGGUUGCGUAAUGGACGAAGUCUUUAAGUAAUUAGAGUUAUGUGGAACAGCUUCGCUAAUUGAUUGUGAAUUAGUUGUCUGUGACCUUGGAAUGAUUGAGGAUGGAUGAGGAAGGUUGAGGACAGAGUGUCCUCUUGGCCUGAAUGUAUAACUGUCAAUGUAUGUUGAAUCGUGAUGUUGUAAUUAUGUACCUUGUGUUUGUUUGAGUGUGAAAUUGUGUAAAUUUAGAGUAGUCACAUUUUCCGUCUAUAGAAAUGAGAGAUUUUACUGUAUAUUGUGAGGUUUUUUAUGUUUUUAUUUUCUUGAAUCUCAGAAGAAAAUAAUUAACUUUAAAACUAGCAAUAUAUUUGUUAGAAAUGCAUUUAUAAAAUUUUAAAGAAUCUUGUAUAUUAGAAUCUCUAUUAGCCAUAAUGAAAAUAGUUUAUGCGAUGUUCGCACACAAAACCAUGCUAUAGUAGGAAGAUUUUAACCUAUAUUAGAGUUACCUCAAUACCAAAAAUCAGUGAAAGUACUGUUUUAAGUGUAUAAGUACACAAAAAAACUAAUUGUAAUACAUUAGUCACUGUAUAAAGUAUUAUUUAAGUUACCUGUAAUAGCUUGGCUAAGAAUUUUGUAAUUUAUUUAUACAAAUUAAAAACCAAAACGAUUAAACUAAGAAAAACUA
Plutella xylostella (diamondback moth) is the source of this 1665-nucleotide messenger RNA. Its product is annotated as tetraspanin-18. Gene Ontology annotation, cellular component: plasma membrane. NCBI's taxonomy places the organism in Eukaryota, Metazoa, Arthropoda, Insecta, Lepidoptera, Plutellidae. The record is from RefSeq and is a predicted model, not a curated record.